Erpetoichthys calabaricus (reedfish) is the source of this 8543-nucleotide messenger RNA. It is a transcript of the gene sms, whose product is annotated as spermine synthase. Lineage: Eukaryota; Metazoa; Chordata; Cladistia; Polypteriformes; Polypteridae. The transcript is spliced from 11 exons. Gene Ontology annotation, molecular function: spermine synthase activity. Gene Ontology annotation, biological process: spermine biosynthetic process. The record is from RefSeq and is a predicted model, not a curated record. The coding region runs from base 382 to 1464 and encodes 360 amino acids.
CGUGAGGCGUAAUAACAUCGCGGAGUUUUCUUGGAAUUUGCUGAUAUUUUGCACGGAGGACGGCAUCCUUCUCAUCUAUCCUCUGUGGCACUAUCCUAAGGUGAAGGCGACUGCCGAUAUGUAGGCGGCAUGAAGGCUGGCAAGCGCUACAAACAACUUGCUGCUUUUAGCCCAAUGCACCAGCUGCGCUGCAGUCCCGCCUUCCUUUUAUAAUGAAGCAACGGCCAGGCCCUGCCUAGAACUGGGAUCCUCCCACCCCCCAGUGAACCAGAGUGCUGGUGUAUAAACGCAGUCCGCAGCGUCUUUCUACUGUCAGAAUCAGACCCGAUCUGUUUCGAAGGGGCUGCCUACCCCAGGCAUGGCUGAAGGUUGCGCUUCAUUAUGGCUCUUCGACAUUAUACGCUCGACUUCAGCCUCACUGCACAAGCUGACAGCAGCGCCACCCUUAAAGAACUGCAGUCGGUCUUUCAAGAACAAGAAAUGACAGAAACGGUUCAUAAUAUUGAGAGAAAUAACUGUCUUGUGACUUACUAUGGCAAAAAUGGCAGGUUUGCAGUUGUUCGAUUCCAGUCAUGUGGAUUUGUUUCCAUAGAUUUUCAGAGCUGUGAGGGAGAUGAUGAGAGUGAAGCUUAUGAUCUGCUUAAUUCACUGGAAGAAAAAAUGAAAGCUCUAUUGCAUAGCAAUAUUAAAAAGAUAAAAAGGUUACCAGCUCUCAUCCGAGGUGGAGCUAUUGAUCGCUACUGGCCUACAGCAGAUGGCAGACUUGUAGAGUAUGACAUAGAUGAAGUUUUGUUUGAUGAUGACUCUCCAUAUCAGAAUAUUAAAAUUCUUCAUUCACAGCAGUUUGGAAACAUUCUUAUCCUCAAUGGGGAUGUUAAUUUAGCAGAAAGUGACUUGCCAUAUACCCAGGCCAUUAUGGGCAGUGGAAAAGAAGAUUAUGCUGGGAAAGAAGUGCUGAUUCUUGGAGGAGGAGAUGGAGGAAUUUUAUAUGAAGUUGUCAAGUUGAAACCAAAGAUGAUUACCAUGGUGGAAAUUGACCAAAUGGUAAUAGAUGGAUGUCGGAAACACAUGCGCAGAACAUGUGGAGACGUCUUAGACAAUCUCACAGGAGACUGUUACCAGGUUUUAGUUGAAGACUGUGUCCCUGUUUUAAAGAAAUAUGUGAGUGAGGGGAAGACUUUUGAUUAUGUUAUAAAUGACUUGACUGCGGUACCCAUUUCAACAGCUCCAGAGGAAGAUUCAACAUGGGAGUUUUUAAGGCUAAUCCUUGAUCUUUCGAUAAAGGUGCUCAGACCCAGUGGGAAGUACUUUACACAGGGAAACUGUGUAAAUCUGACUGAUGCUUUGAAACUAUAUGAGGAGCAACUUGGUCUACUUUCCUGUCCUGUGGAAUUCUCUAAAGAAAUUGUUUGUGUCCCUUCUUACAUGGAAUUAUGGGUAUUCUAUACUGUAUGGAAGAAGUAAAUGCAGACUUGCAUCACAAAAGAAAUGCACACUGCAUGAAAGCCUGCACUCUAAGAAGCAUGAUUUCAAACUGAGCCUUGGACUUAAGAAAUACUGUAGAUAAAAGUGAAAUUUUGUCUUGUGUUUAGGGAAGGUUGCUAUUGUUAAAUUUUGUUUGUUUUUAUAUAUAUUUUUAUUUUAUAUAAUUAAAAAGAAUUAAGAAUGUAUAUUUGAUGAAAACUGGUUAAUUGUGUGAAUGCCAGUGCCUGAAUUUAAAAUUGGCCGUUUAAGGUAAAAGCUACUGAGUACUCAAAACAAAUUUAGGAGGCCUUUUAAGUUAUACAUCAUUUUGUAAGAAUUCUGAUUUUAAUGAAACUAUACAAAGGUUUACAUUUACAAUGCAGUGAUUUGUUUUUUUGUGAGAUAUUCUUAAUUCUACUUUUAACAUCACCUGUUAAAACGUAUGGUGCUUUAGAGCAUUGGCCACUGAUGUGAUCUUGGGCUUCCGAUUCAGAAUGUACAGGGAUACGUUUGAACAUAGUUAUGCUUUGCACUUGUUUGUAAAGGGAAAUGAUGAAUUUUAUUUUUUGUUUACUUCUCUAUUUGACUUAUUGCUUCCUAUUCUGUUUUCUUUCCCUUUUCCACAAUGACAAGGUCCAUCAAUCAACACUGGGAAUUUAGCAACCUCUGUCAAUGUACUUUGGUUAAUUAUAGUAUGGAUUAACAGUAGGUUAGAAAGGUUUCUGCCAUCUUAUAAAUUUCACAGAUUUAAUUUGUUACCCUUCAUUCAGACAGUUUUCUUGUGUAACAGCUGUUUGUUUUUUUUGUUUUUUUUUUUCUUCCUCUUCUUUAAACAAGCAGUAGAUAUCCUGUACAAAAAGAAAAGCAAAUGUCUUACGUUGGCUUAUCUGUAACCAGCUUUUGUCCAUUUUCACACUGCACAGAAUUUAAUAAUAAUUAGAACUAAACAGCAUUCACAUUAAUAUCUGCUCUUCUUUCAUUACAUCUUGUGUGGUUUUUACUGAUAAUUUCAGAAAUUGAUUCUAGCGUGCAGUAGGCUGAAAACCAACUUGCACAUGUAAAAAGCAGCAUAAACACUAUAGUGUACCGUAAAUGAGGACAUCUGGAAUUUUUUUAACAUGUAUAGCUGCAAUUUUUCUGAAAUUAAAUGCAAAUUAUAAAAGUGUUUUGUUUUAAUUAUAUAAAGGGAAUAAAGUGUAGUUACCAUUUUAUAAGCUCACUUUAUACCUCACAGUCAGUAUUUUAGUUCUGGUGUUCUCUUUGUUUAACUAGUAGGCCCACUAUCUAACCACAAUGAGUAGUUUUGUACUAAUAAUAUGUUGGCCUUUAUUUUUGGCACUUAUGUUUUAUUUUUGCUACUUCAGCUUCACAACAAAAAAAGUCUUUGUUGAUCUGUUCCAAAAUAUAUGCCAUUUUGGGAGGCCCCUUUGCUCCCAAACCCACAAUUCUUUCAGACCACUAGACUGUAUACUGUGGUAGUGUGUUUAUCCAGAUUGUCAGCAUUCCAGCUAGUAGUAUGAGAUUGGAGAUGUUGACUUUUGGACACUUCAGAAAGUAUUACAUAAAAACGUCACUUGCCCAUAAAUCUUUUUUUUUUUUUUUCUCCCUUCUCCUUUCUGGUUUCCCAUGUAAGAUACUAGAAGACCUAUAAAGGCUGGACUUAUUUUAUUUUUUUUAUUCUUGCAUACGCUAAAAUUCCAAUUUGAAAAUGUGAAAUAUUUUAAUAUAUGUAUUAAAAGUGUAAAUUAAAUUAGGUUUAUUUUUGGUAGAAUAACUUGGCAACUUGGAAUCUUUUGAAACUUUUACACUGCACAACGUUUCCCAUUCCAUUCCAUUUACAUACAUGGAUCAGAAAAGAACAGGCGGACUUAAUGCUGGGAAAUGGUCUGAUAGCUGGUGAGACAUACCAUUAGUAAUGCAGAGCCUCACGUCAGGUAGCUGUGUGGAGAGGCUUGGGGGACUUUUACCUUCAAUUAAUUAGUAGGUUUAAUAUGCAAGAUUACUUUGGGGGGGGGGGGGGAGUGCUUUGGGAGAAAAGCUUUUUGUAAAUAUAAAAAUUAAUCUUGUUAAUUUUAUGUACAAAGAAUGCGUGUUACUGAUGAUGUAUCAUCUACAGUGCCUAAAAAAAUAUUCACCCUCUUUGGAAGUUUUCACAUUUUUUUGCUACACAAUACUGAAUCACCAUGGAUUUAAUUUGGCUUUUUUUGACACUAAUCAACAGAAAAAGACUCAUGUCAAAGUGAAAAAAGAUCUCUGUAAAGUGAUCUAAAUUAAUUACAAAUAUAAAAACAAAAUAUUUAAUUGCAUAUGUUUUCACCCCCUUCAAGGCAGUAUUUAGUAGAUAUACCUGAACACUAUGUGCACAGGUCUCUCUCCAUCAGCUUUGCAUAUCUGCACACUGUAGUCCAAGUCCAUUCUUCUUUGCAAAACUGCUAAUGUUCUGUCAGGUUGCAUAUGAAUCAUGAGUGAACAACCUUUUUUUAAGUCCAGCCACAGAUUUUUAUAUGUAUUGAGAUCUGGACUCAGACUUGGUCACUUCAGGACAUUUUAACAUUGUUGUCUUCUGUAGCAUUGUAUUUAUUCUUGGGGUCUACUGUCUCACUUGGAAACAAAUCUUCUCCCAAGGUGCAGAUUGUAUUCAUGUUAUCCUCUACCCUUAACAAGCCUUCAAGUGCCUGCUGCAGAGAAGCAUUCCCAUAGCACAAUGCGACCACUACCAUGCUUGUUUUAACGUAAAACAGUGGCUUUGUCUUUGUCAGCCUUCCAUAAACUGCAAUUGUUGAAGCACCUGGGCAACAGUUGUUGUAUGCAUAGUCUCUCCAGUCACAGCCACUAUACCUUGUAACUUCUUCAGAGUUAUCAUAGGUCUCUUGGUGGUCUCCCGUCGUCUUGCACGAUCACUCAGUUUUCAUGGACAGCCUGUUGUAUGUAGAUCCACAACUCUGUCAUACACUUUCCAUUUCUUAAAUAUGCUUUUAAUCACUUUUCCAUGGAGUUCCUUGGAGUAUUGUUUUGUCUUCAUUAUGUGGGUUGGUCCACAAAACUGACUCACCACAAAUUGGCCUUUCCAGAUAAGAAGCAUUUAUGCUACAAUCAACUGAAAUGCCAAAUAGGUAAUCACCAUUAACCUAAUUAUGGGAUCUCUCACUGAUGCUGUCAAUUGGCUUUACAAUUUAGAUGUGUCACAUUAAAGGGGCUGGAUAACAAUGUGAUCAGUUAUUUUGUGUAUUAUUUUUGUAAUUUUGAACACGGUUUCACAUUAACCAGUGUGAAAAAAAAAUGAAAUUAAAUCCACUGUGAUUCACUGUUGGAUAAAAAUAAAAUGUGAAACCUUCCAAGGGGUGACAGCCUUUUAUAGGCACUGAAUAAAUAACAAUAAAAAUGUGUCUGUAUAGAAGAAAACUCUCUCUCUUCUAAACGCUGCAAUUUAAAAUCUAAUCCCGAAUGCCUCCUUACAUUUUUUUUUUUAUUAUUGGUAUUCAGUAAAUGUGAUUGGACUAGUUCAGGGGUCCUCAAUCACAGUCCUGGAGGGCCACAGUGGCUGCAGGUUUUUGUUCUAACCCGGUUGCUUAAUUAGAAGGCAAUUCUUGCCAAUAAUUUCAUUUCAUGGCUUGUUAGUGCUUUAACUCUGCUGUGUCAGGUAAUUCUCAUAUCCUAGAUUGUUGUCCCCUUUCUAAGGAUAUCAUCCAAAUGAUUUGAAGGCUAAAAUGGAUGACUAAUUCUCAGUCCUUCACUUUAUUCUCUUCACUUUCCUUCCAAGUAUUUAAUUAAACCCAAUAGUGCAUGAUAAAUACACACAGGUGUAAAUGGUAACAAGCUUAAUGGAGAAAUGCUGGUCUCUUUUGUCAUUUGCAUGUUAUUGCUAAUUAGGAGCAAUUAAAAACAGAGAAUACAGCUGUUUAAGACUAAAAUAAGCACUAAGGGUUCAAAAUCUUAAUGAGCGAGACAAAUAAAGUGAAGCAGAAAUGUUACUUGAACAAUAAGAGCUUCUUAUUAAGCAACUGGGUUGGAGCAAAAACCUGCAGCCACUGCGGCCCUCCAAGACCGUGUUUGAGGACCCCUGGACUAGUCCAACAUUACGAGCAUUCUUAAAUGAGGAGAAACCUUGGAUGAGCAUAAACUACAGACUGUCUAUCAGUUGAUGGGAUGCCAUUUACCCAUAGUCACUUUGCAAGGUGUAAUCAGGUGUGAGCUAAAUGUCGAUGUAUCGUCAAUCUAUGGGUUUAUAAUCGCAGAGAAGUUUUUAUUUUUUUUAGAAAUAAUUUGAAACUGUCUACCAUUUGAAGAUUGUGCAUAGUAUUGUAACUGCAUUCAGUGUCCUUUAUCUUGUAUAAAUACUAUGGCUCUGAGCGCAGCUCCUGUUAAUAAGCCUUUCAGCAUAUUCUUCUAAAGUGGUUUUCUGAUGUCUGGCAGUGUUGUUCUGCACAAAGACGCACUUUCUUCUUUAUACCCCUUUCUUUUCUGUGUGUGAAUUAUCCUAAUCACUGCUUUUUACUACACAAUAAGUAUACCAGUCCACUAGAAUACAACAUCAAGACUGAUGAAUAUAAAAUCCAGCAUGCAUCAUCCUCAAAUGAGCAUUAUAUCGUAAACCCUAGUCAUUCGGAGUAUGGUACAGGCUGGAAUGGAAUGCGUACUUUGCCAUGGUCACUGUCUGUGUAGUGUAAAAGUAUCAAUUAUUGAUUCACACUUUAAAUAUGGAGCUGUCCCAGGGUAUAUAUUUGUUACAAAGAUUAUUAACUGAGACACUGGAUGAAUAUUGGAAAUGUUUGUAAUCGCAGUUUACAUGAAUCACAAAGAUUUCUCAAUUGCUGUGUUAUUUAUUCCAGACCACAGUUGUCUGACGAUUUUAAUCGUAUAUAUACAACUUGUUUCUUGUGAGGUUUGUGAUGUCCUUCUACUAAAUAGGAUUCUGCUGUCUGUAAUUCAUGAAAUUUUGAGUAUUAAAGUCCUAUUGUUUGUCUGAAGUAUACAACAUUAACAGCAUGUUCCUUUUAAUUAUAGGCAUACUUUUGACAUGUUUGUAGUGUUAAGUUGGUUAACUAUUAUUCAAUAAUUUGCAGUUAUUCAGUUAAAAAUCCACUAUUUAAUUAGUAGAAGCUAGCUGAAUAAAUCAUUGUUUUGCUUUUUAUUUUUAAAGUGAAUGUUUUGCUGUGAAUGUUUCACCUUUAUUUAUUCCAAGAUAAACUUUUUUGGUUGUUCUCAAAGUGAUUAAAAAAGUGAUAGCUUUUCCAAAGCCUAUGUAUGAAGUAAGUUUUAUUCUUAAACCAACAAUGAGAGAGCUAGAUUGUGACAGAUUUGUCAAAUUGUGCUGUUCAGCUUUUUAUAGACUCUCUUUAUCGGCAUUUCAGAUAGUUUUGUUGGCAGUCGAAGUAGACAGGAUUAUUUAGUAGAUUGUAGCAGAUUAAUGUCACUGCUACAUCCACAGAAGUUAUUGCUGGCAGCUUAGCCCAGAGCCAGCGUCACACUACAUGACUUACAAUGAAUUUUUUAACAUUAUGUAAGGUUUUGGAGAGUUGCAGUGCACUCGUGGUGGCCCUAGGGAGUCGGCCACUCUCUAUGACUAUCUGUGAAAAAUUAGGCAGCAUUAGGUAGACCUCAUAAUGAGCUGAAAGUCAGGGGGUGAGAAUCAACAGCCUGUGAGGGCUCAGCUGGAAGCACAAUGCAUACAAUGCUCAGAAACUAUGAAUGAUAGUGUAGUCCAAGAGACUUGCUUUAAUUCUAACAGUGGAGAGAUUCAACCAUCUUGGAAGUUUACACCGCUGUCUCUUCGAUAUUUCAUGGUUGUCUACGACAAGUCUCUGCAGUCAUUACCAGCUUGUUCUACAUUUUAUUUAUUUCAUAUUAAUGUAUGCUUUACAUGGAUUGUAUUCCAAAAUGAGACAAACUCUGUACUUUUGUGAUGCUAUGUGAGAUUUGGAAACCUGAUAAGAAGGGCGUGAAAGAAUCGUGCAAUCAUUCCUGUAUGUGACUAAUACUCUUAGUGAAUCUGAGGUUGUUAAAUUAUAAAUUUGGCAAGUAGAAGUCACGUUAAGCCCUGCAGUGUGACGCUGGUCUUGGAGAAGUAAUUGAUUAGAGAGCCUGUGUGAGAGAGUGUGUCCAUGGAUUGAUCGAUUUAGUCAGACAUUCAAGUUUCUAUAAGUUUAUGUCAAGGUUAUGUGAAAGGGUACAGUCAGACUUAUUAACACAUUCUCAGCCUAAUUCAUUGCAGUUUUGAAAGUCUGUGUGGUUGUGGUGAUUACACCUGGCUUGAAUCUCAUCCUGUAGAGGAGACCUAUGCAGAAUGUUGUGGUCUUAUAUUGUGAGUACUGGUGGAGCCAGAAUGGGAAUUAUUAGCAGAUGAAUCAUAAUUGACUUGCCUCCCUAAUUCCAUUAUUAUUAGCUAGGUUCACACAUGGCAUUUGUAGUAAAGGAGUUCAGAGAUUGGAAAGCAUCCAUGUCACCGUUUUGUGAACAUUAAAAGUCUGGAAUUGAACCAGUAUUAUGAGAUUGUAUAGGACAGUUGGCACUUUCAGUAGUAAUAAAAUGGCCUUGUAUGGAUGAUACUUUUCCUGGUGUCACAUUAGGGAUACUCACUAGAUGUGCCAUCAAGGCUGCCUGAAAAUUUGUAACUGUAAAAUGGAAAAGCAUGUUGUAAGAGGAUAGUUGUGGUGGAACAAAACCAUCAAGAGGUUUGGCUGGCCUGAACACUGUAACCCUGCUAGAUGACCACCAUUUCACCACUGUGUGAAAUCUCAUCAGCUUCUGCAUGUAUCACAAAGUCUGCAGUUACAUUUUUACGGCUCAUGGGCUGUCGAGAGACACUUGUAAGAACUCUUUCAGAAAAAUGUGGGUUUUUAAAAUGUCUGUCAAAUAUGGCUUUGCUAAUUCCCUGUGGCAUUUCUACAGGUUUCAGUUUGAGUUUUUGUGUAAUUGUGCUUUUGGAAGAAAUGUAUGAACUGUACCUAAGUUUUGCACUAACUGCUGCUUCCACCAAAGUGAAGAAAUAUUUGAAAGAAGCUUAUCCUGGCACUGAACAAUUGCAUUGUAUAUACUGCAAAGGCAGUAUGCCUUUUUAAAUAAAGGUACUUUAAUGGGAA